Messenger RNA from Bubalus bubalis (water buffalo), 3539 nucleotides. RefSeq names its product kinesin-like protein KIF23. Gene Ontology annotation, biological process: microtubule-based movement. NCBI's taxonomy places the organism in Eukaryota, Metazoa, Chordata, Mammalia, Artiodactyla, Bovidae. Gene Ontology annotation, molecular function: microtubule motor activity; ATP binding; ATP hydrolysis activity. The transcript has a single exon. Gene Ontology annotation, cellular component: kinesin complex; microtubule; nucleus. The record is from RefSeq and is a predicted model, not a curated record.
UUUAAACAUACUUAGAGAUUCCUCAAGCGCCGCGCUUGAGCCGCCGACUCGCGGGCCCUGUGGCUGGUCCCUGAGGCCCGCCGUUCUCGUCAACCCCCGACUGAGUCCGGCAUCCCCGUGCGCGCGUCUGGGCAGUUCGGAGCUUACUACCAUGAAGCCAGCGAGGACUAAGACACCCAGGAAACCACCAGUGAAAAAAGGAUCCCAAACGAGUCUUAAAGACCCAGUUGGGGUGUACUGUAGGGUACGCCCACUGAGCCUUCCUGAGCAAGAGUGUUGCAUAGAAGUAAUCAAUAAUACAACAGUUCAGCUUCAUACUCCUGAGGGUAACAGACUCAACAGAAAUGGAGACUAUAAGGAGACUCAGUAUUCAUUUAAACAAGUAUUUGGCACUCAUACCACCCAAAAGGAGCUCUUUGAUGUCGUGGCUAAUCCCUUGGUAGAUGACCUCAUUCAUGGCAAAAAUGGUCUCCUUUUUACAUAUGGUGUGACGGGAAGCAGAAAAACUCACACUAUGACUGGUUCUCCAGGGGAAGGAGGGCUGCUUCCUCGCUGUUUGGACAUGCUCUUUAACAGUAUAGGGUCAUUUCAAGCUAAACGAUACGUUUUUAAAUCUAAUGAUAGGAAUAGUAUGGAUAUACAAUGUGAAGUUGAUGCUUUAUUAGAAAGGCAGAAGAGAGAAGCCACACCCAAUCCAAAGACCCCCUCUAGCAAAUGACAAGUAGAUCCAGAGUUUGCAGAUAUGAUAAAUGUACAAGAAUUUUGCAAAGCAGAAGAGGUUGAUGAAGAUAGUGUCUAUGGUGUAUUUGUCUCUUAUAUUGAAAUAUAUAAUAAUUACAUAUAUGAUCUAUUGGAAGAGGUGCCGUUUGAUCCCAUAAAGCCUAAACCUCCACAAUCUAAACUGCUUCAUGAAGACAAGAACCAUAACAUGUAUGUUGCAGGAUGUACAGAAGUAGAAGUGAAAUCUACUGAGGAGGCUUUUGAAGUUUUCUGGAGAGGCCAGAAAAAGCGACGAAUUGCUAACACACAUUUGAAUCAUGAGUCCAGCCGUUCCCAUAGUGUGUUCAACAUUAAAUUAGUUCAGGCUCCCUUGGAUGCAGAUGGAGACAACGUCUUACAGGAAAAAGAACAAAUCACUAUUAGCCAGUUGUCCUUGGUAGAUCUUGCUGGAAGUGAAAGAACUAACCAGACAAAAGCAGAAGGGAACAGAUUACAUGAAGGUGGUAACAUUAACCAGUCACUAAUGACACUGAGAACAUGUAUGGAGGUCCUGAGAGAGAACCAAACUUAUGGUACUAACAAGAUGGUUCCAUAUCGAGAUUCAAAGUUAACCCAUCUGUUCAAGAACUACUUUGAUGGGGAAGGGAGAGUACGCCUGAUCGUGUGUGUGAAUCCAAAGGCUGAAGAUUAUGAAGAAAGCUUGCAAGUAAUGAGAUUUGCAGAAGUGACCCAAGAAGUUGAAGUAGCCAGACCAACAGACAAGGCCAUAUGUGGUUUAACACCAGGGAGGCGAUACAGAAACCAGGCCCGGGCAGGUCCUGUUGGAGUCGAACCGCUGGUUUCAGAAGUGGUUUUACAGAGUUUCCCACCUUUGCCAUCCUGCGAACUUCUGGAUGUCAAUGAUGAGCAGACUCUUCCCAGGCUGAUCGAAGCAGUAGAGAGACGACAUCACCUACGACAGAUGAUGAUUGAGGAGUUUAACAGGCAGUCUAUUACUUUUAAGGCUUUGUUACAAGAAUUUGACAAUGCUGUUUUACAUAAAGAAAACUAUAUUCAAGGAAAACUAAAUGAAAAAGAAAAGGUGAUCUCAGGACAGAAACUGGAAAUAGAACAACUUGAGAAGAAAAACAAAACUUUAGAAUAUAAGGUUGAGAUUUUAGAGAAAACAACGACCAUCUAUGAGGAAGAUAAGCGCAAUCUGCAACAGGAGCUUGAAACCCAGAAUGAAAAACUUCAGCGACAGUUUUCUGACAAACGUAGACUGGAAGCCAGGCUGCAAGGCAUGGUGACAGAAAUCACCAUGAAGUGGGAGAAAGAAUGCGAGCGUCAAGUGGCAGCCAAACAGCUGGAGAUGCAAAAUAAACUCUGGGUGAAAGAUGAGAAACUGAAACAACUGAAGGCUAUUGUUACUGAGCCCAAAACCGAAAAGCCAGAGAGGCCCUCUCGGGAGCGCGAUCGAGAAAAAGUGACUCAGAGAUCUGUUUCUCCAUCACCCAUACCUCUUUCUAGUAACUAUAUUGCUCAGAUUUCCAACGGCCAGCAACUCAUGAGUCAACAGCUACAUAGGCGCUCUAACUCUUGCAGCAGCAUUUCUGUAGCUUCCUGUAUUUCAGAAUGGGAGCAGAAAAUACCUCCGUACAACACACCUCUCAAUGUCACAUCUAUUGCGAGGCGUAGGCAGCAGGAGCCAGGACAAAGUAAAACUUGUAUCGUGUCAGACAGAAGGCGAGGGAUGUACUGGAAUGAAGGCAGGGAGGUGGUUCCUUCGUUCAGAAAUGAGAUAGAAGUAGAAGAGGAUCACUGCAGCAGGAACGCACCACCAAUUCGUCUGCGACACAGACGAUCACGCUCUGCGGGAGACAGAUGGGUAGAUCAUAAGCCUGCCACUAACCUGCAAACUGAGACAGUCAUGCAGCCACAUGUCCCCCGUGCCAUCACUGUGUCUGUUGCAAAUGAAAAGGCACUAGCUAAGUGUGAGAAGUACAUGCUGACACACCAGGAACUAGCCUCCGAUGGGGAGAUUGAAACUAAGCUAAUUAAGGGUGAUGUUUAUAAAACAAGGGGUGGUGGACAAUCCGUCCAGUUUACUGAAAUAGAGACUUUAAAACAAGAAUCACCAACUAGUGCUCUGUGGCUGUGGAGAUGAGAGCGGGCUCUCAGCUGGGGCCUGGGUACCAGCACCAUGCACAACCCAAGCGCAAGAAGCCAUGAAUUGACAGUUUCAAUAACAAAAGAACAUUUUCAUCAUUUGUGUUGGUGAUUUCUCCAAAGCAGUGCCUUCUGAAAACCAUCUUAUAAAACUCUAGCUUUGUUGAAAAUCACAGACCUCAUGUCAUCACACACUGGCCUCCAUCAGGGAUUUCCCUGUGGCUCCAAAGAUAUCUAGGAUUCUACAAACUUUUUAUAUUAUACACCUUGCCAUAUUUAAUAUUAGUAGCAGAGAAAGACCCCUCUUUCUCAUUGCUGUAUGAACUUUUUUAUAUUGCUAUUUUUAUAUAUUUCUUGUAUACUUAUAAACUAAUUCAUGCAUGUGUUUGUCUUGGAUAAUUAAGGAAAAAUAUAUCUAGAUCAUGCUUUGCUUUUUAUUGUGACUUUCCACCUGCUGUCUGAAUAUUUCUUAAGGAUUUAUAAACAGAACAAAUGCUGCUAUUGAUUAGCUGCGAGAAUGCACUUUAGACAUAUUGGACAAUUCAACCUGAGAUAUCAGACUCGCCAAUACUAAAACCAUUUUAGGAAGGUGUUUGGAAUUUUGUAUGUAUGUACUUUCUGACAUUUAGAUAUGCCAAAAGAAAUGAAAUAAAAGCACUAAGAAAUUAAAA